UACUUGAACAGGCACACCCUGCUCAGAAUCGGCCAGAGUCCGUUUUUGUGUCUGUACGAGGGUUGUACAGAUGUCGAGGAAGUAGAUCAGCGCGCACUUCCAGCUGCAGAAGAUCAUAUCCGGUAGGACGAAAACGUCGAAAACGUCGACCACCACAUAAUAGUAUAUCAGGAUGCUAGUAUCUGUGCAAUGCAUAUGAGGUACACGACGACUCCCUGGCUUUCGCUUUUCCUGAUAGAUAGGCAUGGCAGGCAGUUUUUUGGACCUCGACCUGCAAAAGUGUCUGCGUGAGUAGAGAGCGACUGCGUGGCCGCGACUAGCCGAAGCCGCUGUUUGAUUGUAGUCGUUGUGCGGAUUACGGCUACUUUUUACUGUCUAUUCAUCAUCUAUCAUGCAAGGACAAACAGUCAGACACGUAGUGAAACGACGUGCAAGAACAUUUUUAGCAUGACAGAUUGAGAUCAUGGGGCGGGUAGGUACAACGACGUUUGUUUUGAGCAGCAUAGUAGUACAAGAGGCAGUUGGCUUUGUUCCACCAGCGGAAAGAAAUACCUCGUCAUCCUCCUCCACGCGCCGGACUAGCGGCGGUACGGGCGUGGGCGGGGAUGCUGGUAAUUUCAUUUACGGAAAGUCUGGCACUUCUAUCUUGCAGUCCAUCGUCCGCAGCAGCGCCCUGCUAACGACGUUGUUCCCCCCGCAGCUGCCCGAGGAAGAGGAUAUUAGCCCGGGCAGCACUAGCUUUACCAGCGCCCCGGGGCACGGAAUUACCGAGGGAGAGGAUGACGAAGAUGAAGCGCACCAAAGCUCUUGGCCAGGGCCGCAAACAACAACAAGUCAUAGACGAGAAACUCCGAGGAAUAACGUUGCGAACAGCAAGUUCUCGUCGAGCGCGAAGAAAGAUCCCCCUGUUUGGACGCUGCAUUCAAGAGGCGGCAGGGAAAAUAUCAAAUGUAAAAAUGUCUGGGUCUGGAAGAAUGCAAGCUGUCAUGCUAAUUCUGAAGCAUGCAAAUAUCUGUGUUGCAUGAUUACCAAAAGUCGUCCAGUUUUGACCAGGUCGGGAGGGAGUUUCUCAUGCAGGAUAGGCAUGAGAGAGAUCGCACAGAAUCUGUCAUGCUAGGACCUGCAUUCCAGACCUCAUGGGUCAUGGAAAAGCUGCAUGACAAAUCGCGCAUUCUUCCAGACCCAGACAUUUUUACAGUUGAUAGAAAAAGACCAGGAGCAAGUGCUGAGUGCCGCGCAAUCCCCGGACGGGUAUGUAUUGCAAAAAUGUCUGGGUCUGGAAGAAUGCAACUUGUGAUGCUGUAUUUGGAUUCCAAAAAAAUCUGUAUUGCGUGAGUAGCAAACAGAAUGCAACUUUUGCUACGCUGAGAAGGCAUUUGUCAUGCGGAAUAGGCAUCAAGAAGCCCUCAAAAAAUCUGCACUGCUAGGGUAUGCAUCACAGACAUCAUGGCUCAUGCAAAACGUGCAUGACAAGUGUCAGAAUCUUCCAGACCCAGACAUUUUUACAGUUGAUAACGGGUCAACCGUGGCGAUUUUGCAUCUAGAUUUGCAGCUAUCCCUCUACCAGCUCAAUAACUACAGCAACGGGGGAAAGAACAAACGAAUGAAGCUAGUGCACAUGUGGAGCUAUCAACUGCAAAUGUCAUCUUCGAUGAUCUGGAGGGGAAAGCCUUGCUGGAACGAGUACCAAAUUGCGCGCCAUGAAAUGUCGCUAUCAAACUCGCAUAGUAGUUUCAGUUUUUUCGGUGCUUCCGAUCCGGGACUGUAUCGUGCCUGUUGCGAAAUCGCGCCGCGUCUUUGUUAUGACAUGCGCGUUCUUGCGCAUUCCAGAACAGCUCAAAAACUUCUCACGCACACGUACCGCGCAAUUACUGGAGCGACAGCAGUUUAGAUUUUAUCAAAGUAUAGUCGCAUCAGCAUCACGUCCCCGACUACUUUCCAGACCAGCCAGACCUAGAUAUUUGUCACCUGCAUAGGAGCCUGAGGCCGACCACUGGAGCACCGGAGCAGCAAGAACUCGCAUCUGCUUCAGGUAAGGCGAAGACGAAAACGAUGCUCGCGAGGAAUUGGAAUUGGCUACGCGGCCGGAGCGACCAAAAGCAAGGAGUGGAAAACUACUACUGCCACCAGCUGCACUUUCUUUCCCGCGAGCACUUGCUGACCUGCUGUUGGGCGCAAGAGCCUUGUUCUGGUGGUCCAAGAUCUUCGACCUCAACACCAGGAGCGAAAUUCGACCUGUGGAAGCUGGGGAGGACCGUUUCGAAAGUAUGGUCGCUGCAUAUUAUUCUCCGUGAACCUAUGAGUGCAUGUAUGCUUUUUGCUAAAUUAAAAUUAUAGCCAGCAACCUGGAUGGCUAUGAUUUAGCGAAGAUGAUGGUACCUAGGGAAGGUAAAGAUUCUGUACUAGUUGAAAGAGAUAUGAAAAAAAUUUGCAUCUUUGCUUGUAGGCUCUGUCUUCCGCUAAAUCCUACUAUCACGAGGCCACACGCACUCUGUAUACGUUUAAUAAGGAUAGCCCUGGUCCUGCACCUGAUCUUUUCAGCGCUCCUCGGAUGUUGAAUCGGGUGC
Messenger RNA from Amoebophrya sp. A120, 2567 nucleotides. Lineage: Eukaryota; Dinophyceae; Syndiniales; Amoebophryaceae. The record is from the annotation of a GenBank genome assembly.